AUGUUCGAUGCUAACGGCGCCAAGUCAAAGCUUCCGUCCCGUGUCCUUGCCUGCACUGCUUGUCAGCAGCGCAAGAUCAAAUGCGAUCGCCAUUUCCCUUGCCAACACUGCACAAAAAGUGGUUUACAGUGUAUACCGGCCGCUCUUGUACAGAAGACACGAAGGAAGCGCUUCGCUGAGCGUGAGCUGCUGGGUCGGGUGCGGCAUUACGAGGACCUACUGCGCGAGAAUGACAUACCGUUUGAGCCCAUACAUUCUGCUCAGGGCAAGUCACCACAGGACACGGUUACGGAGAAGAGCGAAGUGAAAUUGGAGCCCAUAUCUCACGAGCCUAAAAAUGUGUUUCGAGUGAUGAAUCUGAAACGUGAUGACAAGAAUCCCACCAGUCCUGAUGACAACCAAGCAAGAGACCUGGACGAUGACUCUACAGACGUGAUUACCGAGGCUAUGAUGAAAACCACUCUUGAUGACAUAUACACGAACGAUGACCACUUAAUGUUUGGUGAGCGCAUAAAUGACGCCGAUCUCUCUGCUCUCCAUCCAGCACCGGCUCAGAUCUUCAAGCUAUGGCAGACAUACCAAGAGAAUGUUGAUCCGCUACUUAAGGUCACCCAUGGCCCUUCUCUGCAAGCACGGAUUGUUGAUGCCAUGGGAUCGUUGCAAACAAUCGAUUCAACGUUAGAAGCGCUCUUGUUCAGCAUUUACUCCAUGGCCGUCUUGAGUCUCGACAAGGCAUCAUGCUAUGCAAUGUUUGGAGCGGCACAAGAUGAUCUCCUGAGCGGCUAUCAGUUUGGGUGCCAGCAAGCACUCUUGAGUUGUGGUGUGUUCAAGUCGAAUGACCGCGAAGGGCUGACAGCUCUGUUCCUGUACUUGAUCUCUGCCAGACCAGCCACCGAUCCUCGCACACUAUUCCUGACGCUCGGCAUGGCUGUCAGACUGGCCCAGCGUAUCGGCAUCCACGACGAGUCUGCGAAUAGCCAGUGCAACGUGCUGGAAGCUGAGAUGCGCCGUCGACUAUGGUGGUCUCUGAUCAUCUUUGACAAUCGUGUAUCGGAGAUGUCUGCCUCGAAGACUACCAUGUUGUUACCGUUGUGGGAUUGCAAGAUACCUUUGAAUGUGGGCGACCAUGAACUCCGAGAAGAUAUGAAGACACCGCCUACUCCCCAUCCUACCCCCACAGAAGCCUGGUUCGUAGUCGUCCGCGCAGAAAUGGACGAGUACAUGCGGAACUGUCCUUUCCAGCUCGACUUCGUGAGUCCAGCGUUGAAAUUACUGUCAAGGAACGUCCGGCCUGUCGAAGAUCCGAGCGAGAGUGAGCUGGCAGACCUUGUAGGCAGUAUUGAGGGAAACUUCCUUACGCAUUGCAACAAAGAGAAUCCGCUACAGCUCAUGACCGCCUGCUUCUCCCGGGACUACUUGGCAAAGAAUCAACUCCUCGAACACUUUAGCAAAAGCGUCGAUGCUUCUGAGCCAACCAAGGAACAGUCUCAGCACGCUACGGCCCUAGCACUCGAGGUCCUGGAGUGCGAUACCACGCUUAUGGCUUCACCACUAACUCAAGGCUACCUGUGGAUGGUUUCAUACCACUUCCCAUUUCCAGCAUACAUAAAUCUGGUGCAGGACCUCAAGCGUGAUCCCACAAACAGUCUUGCGGGAGAAGCUUGGCAGGCAAUGGACAUCAAUUAUCGGGUACGAUGCGAGAAAAUGCCUGGUGCUGGCUUGUUUCUCAAGGUGACCUCCAAGCAUCUUUUACAGGCCUGGGCUGUUUACGAAGCAGCGCUCAGGACGGCAGGGCAACCGGUCGUUGUACCUCGUGUUGUGCUGGCAACUCAGGCACAAGUGGCUCAUCUUACGAAGAAGCCGUCCUUCGAUGUACAAAAUGGUGAUCUCGCGCAACACCAGCAGCCUGGUUUCGGGUAUGCAGACAGCGUUGUUGGUGAGCAGACCGCUGCUACAUCGAGCGUCCCUAGCCAUAUGAUGAGCAUGGACACCGCUCCAGUUUUCGAUGUGAAUCAAAUCGACUGGGCUUCGAUAGACUGGAGCGAGAUGGAGAAGACAUGGUGA
Molecule: messenger RNA, 2064 nt
Organism: Recurvomyces mirabilis
Lineage: Eukaryota; Fungi; Ascomycota; Dothideomycetes; Mycosphaerellales; Teratosphaeriaceae
Exons: 4
Coding region: 1-2064 (687 amino acids)
Biological process (GO): DNA-templated transcription; regulation of DNA-templated transcription
Molecular function (GO): DNA-binding transcription factor activity, RNA polymerase II-specific; DNA binding; zinc ion binding
Source: RefSeq, a predicted model, not a curated record